AUGAGUCGUCUCGAUAGAAUAAUUUUCUGUUACUUUGCAGUUGCAGGACUCCUGGUUUGCUGUUUGCUUGGUGCCACAAAAGCAAUCGUGGGAGGAGAUGAAUGUCAAUUAACACCAGUCAUACACGUUCUCCAAUAUCCGGGGUGUAUUCCGAAACCAAUUCCAAGCUUCGCAUGUACGGGACGAUGCAGCAGUUACCUUCAAGUGUCUGGCUCAAAAAUUUGGCAAAUGGAGAGGAGCUGUAUGUGUUGUCAAGAAAGUGGCGAGAGGGAGGCCAGCGUGUCACUAUUCUGCCCAAAAGCAAAACCAGGCGAACGGAAGCUCCGCAAGGUAAUCACCAAGGCUCCUUUGGACUGCAUGUGUCGACCCUGUACCGGCGUCGAGGAAUCCGCAAUAAUUCCUCAAGAAAUAGCAGGAUUCGCCGAGGAAGGUCCUCUGACGACAUCCGCACACUUCAGAAGAUCAUCCGGAUUGCAGUGAUUAUUUUAAUGGAGAUUAUACUACAGUUGGACAGAACCAU
Orussus abietinus is the source of this 520-nucleotide messenger RNA. It is a transcript of the gene Burs, whose product is annotated as bursicon. The record is from RefSeq and is a predicted model, not a curated record. Gene Ontology annotation, biological process: animal organ morphogenesis. The transcript is spliced from 4 exons. Lineage: Eukaryota; Metazoa; Arthropoda; Insecta; Hymenoptera; Orussidae. Gene Ontology annotation, molecular function: receptor ligand activity; BMP binding. Bases 1 to 480 code for a protein of 159 amino acids.